AUGCCCUCCAAACCCCAAAUCUACUCCCACGCCCUCCACCCCUCCUCCCCAUCAAGCAAAACCACAAUCUCCAACGCCCUCGCCCUCCUCCGCCCGUACCUCCCCACGAGCAUCCCCCUCUACCGCCGCCUGCAAUUCGGGCGUUUCUUCCCCGACAGCAGACUUCUCACAAACCUGCCAAACCUCGAACGUCGACCUGGUGAAGGAGAUGAAUGGAUCCUCACCUUCAUCGACCGAACGCCCCGCCCGGAGACGGAGUGUUGGAUUUUCGCUUCUUGGGAGACCUCACCAUCACCAUCAACACCACAAAACGAGGGUAUCCAAAACGCUUUAAUGACAUCCCUCUUCCACAAAAUCCGCUCCCUUCCCCUCCCCCCCUCCAUCCACUCGCAAAGCCUCCUAACCAACGACGCCGAAAAAGACCACACCAACACCUCCCGCGCCGACUACGCCGCGCACAUUCAAUCGCCCGACAUCCUCCUCUGCGGCGCCGUGCACGAGGCGAUCAUCCCCGCCCUGCAACGCACGGGUCUGAUCAAGCAAGUCUUCCUCGCGGGGUUGGUGCCCAACCACGCGUUUGUUUUCCGCUUGGACGAGGAGCCUUUGAGGGUGUUGCUCGAGAGGGAUGGGGAGGUGGAGGGUUUGCCGGAGGGGUUGAGGUGGGGGGAGUUGGAGGGGAGGCAUUUUGGGCUUGUGAGGUCCAGGACGCAGAUUCCGAGGCAGGAAGCGACGUUGGCUGUGCUGCCGAAUGUGGGGAUUUUUCCUUCUACGAAUGAUGGGGAGGGGGAUGGGGAGCCUGUAGCGUGGGCGUUUGUGGGUGUGGAUGGAUCGCUUUCUACGUUGCAUGUUGAGCCGGAGUGGCGUGGGAAAGGACUGGCGAAGCGGGUCACGGCGAAGUUGUUUGGGGAUAAGAUGGGGAGGUUUUGGGAGGAUGGGGUGCCGCGGUUUGCGCACGACUAUGUCAUCAAGGGAAAUACGGCGAGUGUCGGCGUUGGGAGCAGUAUUGGGGGCAGGAGUGAUUGGGAUGUAUAUUGGGUCAGGGUCGAUCUGAGUGUGAUUGGGAAUUGA
This is a messenger RNA of Zasmidium cellare ATCC 36951, 1068 nucleotides long. RefSeq lists its product as uncharacterized. Lineage: Eukaryota; Fungi; Ascomycota; Dothideomycetes; Mycosphaerellales; Mycosphaerellaceae. The transcript has a single exon. The record is from RefSeq and is a predicted model, not a curated record. Gene Ontology annotation, molecular function: acyltransferase activity, transferring groups other than amino-acyl groups. Bases 1 to 1068 code for a protein of 355 amino acids.